Messenger RNA from Klebsormidium nitens, 1618 nucleotides. Lineage: Eukaryota; Viridiplantae; Streptophyta; Klebsormidiophyceae; Klebsormidiales; Klebsormidiaceae. The record is from the annotation of a GenBank genome assembly.
CUCCCGGCAAAAUGGCUGAGCGAAAAACCCGGACGGGCGAUAAAUUUGCUUUCCACUGCCAGGUCCUCCUUCCUUCCUUGUGUUUCCUAUACGACUCACGAGUCCCAUCUUGGUCAGGCUCUGUUCAGCCAUGACAACGUUGUGAACCUUUGAUAGGUACUGUAUGCAACACUGCAAGUGAUUGCACUUGCACUUUAGCUGACCCAAACCCGCGGAUGCUAAAUUGCAUGCGUGCAUUUGCUCCGGUUGAUCCUCCCUCUUUCAGCACUUUUUCUUGCCCUUGCAGCUCUCAUUAGGCUGCUUGUAAGCCCUGGAGCUUAGCUGCAUCUUAAGAGUCAAGAUGGCCAAAGUAUUUCCACUGGAGACUGGGUCCUUCAGAAGUAUCUGUUGGCUGUGCAGGGAGACGCUUUCCAAUCAGUCCAAAGCAAAGUCGAAGUCAAGGGUGCCGUUGUUUUCGUCCCUAGUGAGCUGUCAAUCACCUCCACAAGGCCCUGGGGCUUCUGAAAUUAGAACAUAUGUUUACUCACACCACCAGCAGUCAACAAGAGGGGCUGCAUCGUCUCACAACGCUUGGAAUGCAGAGUUGAAAAGCGUUCUCUCAUUGGGGUCUAGGACACACACCACCGCUGUGCGCGCUGGCUCUGCUGCAAAGGGCUCGCUGCUGGCAGGCGUCAGCAAAGAAUAUGUGGAUGGAGUUUCCCGUGUUUUGGAACUUGCGUUGGAUGCAUCCAGCAAGUGGGAGGUUGCGCACACUGACUUUCUGGAUCCACCUACCAGAGAGGCUGCAUUGACUGCGCUUAAACGAAUGGCGGACUGUUCUGGGAUUGUUUCUGGCGGGUAUCCUCAGGCAGAGCGGUGCCGACUCUCGGUGGGAAGACCGGACGUUUUGGAGUUGAGUGGGGCGAGUGAGGAAGAGCUUGGGCGAGGGUACCCUGGGGCGGUCGCUGCAUUGGAAGUGAGUGGCAACUUCAUGUUUGACUCGGCCGCACAUCCUGACUUCCUGGGCGCAAUUCUCAACACCGGGGUGGUCCGGAGCAAAGUGGGGGACAUUGUUGUCCAAGGCGAGAGGGGCGCUCAGAUCCUGGUGGUUCCCGAGAUGGUCGACUUCUUCAAGGGCGCCCUCAAAACGGUCCGCACCGUUCCAGUUACGGUUGAGGAGGUGCCCCUCACCGAUCUGCGGGUCCGGCCACCUAAAGUGGACUCCAUCAAAACCUUCGAAGCUUCGUUACGGGUGGACGCGAUUGGGAGCGCCGGCUUCCGCAUGUCCCGGAGCAAAUUGGUCGACAUGAUCGAGUCAAAGCAGGUCCGAGUAAACUGGAAAGAGGUUACGAAAAGCGGGUUGACUGUAAAGACGGGGGAUGUCAUAUCCAUACGUGGGAAGGGGCGAGUAGAGGUCGGAGAAAUAUCGGAAACGAAGAAGGGUCGAUUCCAGGUUGAGUUGACCAGAUUCGUCUAACCGGGCGUAAUGACAUUUGAUAACAAGAGCAGGUAAAUGAAAGGCCUUAGUAUCACUGGAAAAGAAAAGAAUGAACGGUGUUGAGGGGUUGUGACGGUCCUACCGUCGUUUGACCGAAGCAGCCUCGAUGCUUAAACAGCAGUUCAUGAUGGCUCUCUAACA